CGCCGCCCCCGCUGCAGUAGGCCUGGGCCCCGCGCCGCCCCCCGAGCCGACCCCGGCCAGGUCAGGAGAGGGUCGCAGCCGCCCCCCGCCCGCACAACAGCGCGCGUGUUCGCCAGGAUGCCGACGUCCUCGACGCACUGGCUGUACGAGCAGCUGCACCUUCCGCGCGUGGUGCCCGCCUUCUCCACGCAGGCCCUGCAGCCCAACGUGCGCCUGCCGCCGCCGCCGCGCGUGCACUGCGUGCGCCCGCGGCCCCUGGUCAAGCCCACGCUCUUCCGCAAGUACUACGAGCGCGGCGACUUCCCCAUCGCGCUGCAGUUCGACGCGUCCUCCAAGUCCAUCGCGUGGAAGAGGCAAGUGCAGGAUCUAGACUACCACCAUUUCCUCCCGAUGUUUUUCGAUGGUUUGUGCGAAACGGAGCAUCCGUACAAAUUUUUCGCUCGUCGGGGCAUUCAUGAUAUGAUCAAAAAUGCCCCACACAAGGUGCUGCCAGUGGUGCCCCAGUUAAUAAUUCCAAUCAAAAAUGCUUUGAAUACUAGAAUACCUGAUGUUGUGUGCUGUACGAUGCAGAUAAUACAGAAAAUGGUGAAGUCAUGUGAAAUGGUGGGAGAAGCCUUAGUACCAUACUACCGCCAAAUUCUACCCAUGUUCAAUUUGCUGAAGCCGAUGAAUGUUAAUACAGGCGAUGGAAUUGAUUAUGCUCAACAGAGAGAUGAGAACAUUGGUGAUCUUGUCCAACAAACUUUGGAGAUUUUAGAACGUCAUGGUGGUGAGGAUGCCUUUAUCAAUAUAAAAUAUAUGAUACCCACUUAUGAAUCGUGCAUGUUAAAUUGAUAAGAAAAUGCCAACUUUCAAAACCCCAAACUUCAAGAUGAGUGAUAAAAAUUAAGUGAUACAAAUAAUGAUACCAAUUCAAUUUCUUUCACAUUUAAGAAAAUGAUUUCUGUUGUAUUUCAGAUUGAAAUGAGUGUUAAUCUAUUAUUUGAAAAAAGAUAGCGCCUUUUUCACUCCUGUCAGAUGUACUCCCAAAAAUUAUCCCAAAAUUGGCAUUUCUAUCAGGUUUUACCUUCUGUUUUGUAAAAAUAAUAGAAACCAGCAACCAGAGACAAAAUAAAUUUGAAUACAGUU
Frankliniella occidentalis (western flower thrips) is the source of this 1128-nucleotide messenger RNA. Its product is annotated as parkin coregulated gene protein homolog. NCBI's taxonomy places the organism in Eukaryota, Metazoa, Arthropoda, Insecta, Thysanoptera, Thripidae. The record is from RefSeq and is a predicted model, not a curated record. Gene Ontology annotation, molecular function: Hsp70 protein binding; Hsp90 protein binding. The transcript has 4 exons. The coding region runs from base 118 to 834 and encodes 238 amino acids.